AUGCCUGGUGCCAUGGAAAGAGCAUCGCCGCACCGGUUUCAUGCUUCGAAUCGACGGAAAUCAUCUGCGGUUGUGGCUCCUAUUCCAGCUAUUGAUACCUUGGGCUGGAAGUGUCCCGCAGCCCAAGCUUUGCGCUCAGGUGGACCUGCAGCCGACAUUUGUGUGCACUGGGCAGAGAAAACUUGCACACUAGCUGAACAACAUGUCCAAGAGGCCUUCAGCAAGAUGAAGGAUAGAUUGAUCUCCAUUGCACAUCGUCCACCAUCCGGCAGCAUCCCUAUGGUGUUGGCCCUUGCUGGUUCUGACACAGAGGAUCAUGAAGCCACCAUGCGUCUUGCAGAGGUUUUGUUUCGCGAAACGAUUUCAACUGCUUCGACUGCGCGGAUUCAUCCAAGUGAAUUGCGAAGUCUGACAUAUGCGAAUCGCAAAAUCAUGGAGAAACUCAGGAACCCAGACUCGACUUCAACAUCUUCCAACGCAGAUGCAAGUAGCCAAGAGGAUCCAGAUGUUGAGGAGGAGGAUGAAGAACCCAAUGAGGAGUUUCCGUCAUUCAACUUUUCGGAAGCUCUCCAGAGGGGCAAAGACGGUCGUAUUCCUCUCACGGUGCUCUUGUUCCAGGGGAUGGACGCAGCUCCAAAGGAUGUGCUCAGGCAGGUUCUAUGUUUCUGGCAUGCGCAGUGUCUGGAGAACGGCGCCCCUUUGCUCAUUUUCUCAGGGUUGAAGCAGCUGCCCCCAAGCCGCCAGUUCCUCUUUGAUCUUGAGGAGGAUGAACAGCUUCCGUUUGUUCACGUGGAUACUGUGCAAUUGCUUGAUUCAACAAAAGUCUGCGAGCAGCUGCUUGACUGCCUCAUCGAGGAUUGCUCCUGUCCUCUGACGAUGUGUCCAGACAUCCUCAAGAGGUUAAGGGAGAUCUAUUGCUUUCAGCGGCAGAGCGUGUCCCAUAUUCUUCAAGCGCUCUUCUUGCUUUUCGAUGAUGCAAUGGCAGAGAGCGCAAUUUCAGGGUUUGGCGCCCCUUUGCUCCGGCUUUGCAACGAUGGCAACGAUGCCCCGCCCGGCAUGGUGCGCACGCAUUUUCAGAAUGAAUUUCGGCGCCGCGCCAAGGCCAUGUGCAGCCAAGAAGUAGCAAAGCAGUUUCAGCAUCUCUGGCCUGAUGAGGGGCGCUCCUCCGCUCCUCUGCGGAUGGCAGAUGCGGCGGCUGAGGCGAUGGAAUGGAGAUGCAGCUUGGUGGCCUCGCUGCCACUCUACGAGGUGUUGAUGAACGGUGCAUGGAGCACGGCCAAAUUCUACGAGCGACUGCUUCUUGGCAGAAAGGCUGACUCCCAGCCCCUGUGGUCAGCGGUCACUGGCAGUGACUUCCGAGGCGGAGAAUCCAUCCUUUCCUGGAGGUGGUUUGGCCGGUACCUGCAAGUGAAGAGGCCGGAGCUUUUGCAGAUCUGA
Molecule: messenger RNA, 1437 nt
Organism: Cladocopium goreaui
Lineage: Eukaryota; Dinophyceae; Suessiales; Symbiodiniaceae
Source: the annotation of a GenBank genome assembly